AUGACCGAGACGCAACCAUCAGAGGAUCUUGUGAAACAGAUAAAAACAAAAGCAGAUCUCCUUCGACUCACUAACGAAGAAACGAGGGAGAUAAUUACUAAAGCCAAGAUUAACGAGCUAGAGCGUCAACGGAAAACGCUAAACGAUAAACUACAAGAAGUACAUGAUUUGAAGCUACGCAUUCAAGAAAUCAAGCUUGGCGAGGGAAUUACACCUGAUGAGGUACGAGCAUGGACCGAAGGAAUAAAAUCGAACGACAUUAUACCUAUCGAGAAUGCGAUCUCCGAGUUGGAGACCGUCAUCGAGACUACGAAAAAGAAUGAACUGAGGAAGAAAGAGAACCUAGCCGCUCAAGGCAGAGAUGAACAGUACCAGGAAAAGCUGAAAUACGACAAGGAGAAACUGGAGUUACAGCUAGUUUAUGAAAAGAAAAUAACAGAAGAACGAACGAAAAGAUCGAGCGAGAACGAAUCGCGGAAACCCAAUGUGAGGCUUCAGAAGCUGCAGAUUACAAAGUUCGACGGCACCUACGCAGAUUGGUUACGGUUCUGGAACCAGUUCGAAGCAGAAAUCCAGGCAGCAGAAAUCCCAGCAGUUACAAAGUUCAAUUACCUAAAAGAAUUAGUAACGCCAAAGGUGAGGAUCGCAAUUCAAGGGUUGCCGUGCACAACCGAGGGCUACGAAAGAGCCAGAAAUAUUCUGCAAACAAGGUAUGGGAAAUCUAGCGAGAUAGUAAAUAGUUAUGUGCAAAAUAUCAUGUCCUUGCCUAACAUUCACGGCUGCCAGCCAUCGAAGAUACAUGAGUUUUACGAGAAACUAAUGUGUAAUGUACAGUCCUUAGAAACCCUAGGAAAGCUAAAUGAAGUAAAUGGUUAUGUCAGGGCCACGAUCGACAAACUAGAGGGCAUUAGAGGGGACCUUGUUCGUAUGGACGAUGACUGGCAGGAGUGGAAAUUCCCCGAACUAGUAAAAGCUCUAGAAAAAUGGACGGUGCGCAACCCCAUUAAGCCGUCAAACGAGAAGCAUGCAAUGAAACCCCCUCAGUUUCCCCUCAAGCGUGAGAGGAAUUUUAAUACCAGACAAGAAGACCGUGAAGUAAGAAACCCUAGAGCAUGCGUGUAUUGUGAUGGCGCUGAUCACAGAUCUGUGGAUUGUAAGAAAGUAGAACUAACAGUUGACAGGAAAAAGUUGCUUAGUUCAAAACAGCUAUGCUUCAAUUGCGCUCGGCCUAACCACAAAGCUUCGGAAUGCAAAUCACGCACGGUAUGCCAAAAAUGUAAUCGACGCCACCAUACGAGCAUCUGUGAUAAUCGUGACAAUGAUGGAAUUGACAACUCAAGUGCCUUGUUGACUGCCUCAAGCACAGGGAAUGCGAUGGUAACCUACCCCGUUGUGAUUGUUGACGUCAAUGGUGUGAAAUGUCGCGCGUUACUGGACACUGGGGCGGGUAGUUCUUACGCGUCAUCAGCCCUUAUAGAUCUAAUCAAAGCUAAACCAACGAGAAAAGAAUUCAAGCACAUUGAGAUGAUGUUGGGAUCGGUCAACAAGGUAAUUAGUGUUUACAACAUGUCUAUCAACAAUCUCGAAGGGGACUUUCAAUUACAUACUGAAGUAACCAAGGUGGACCGUAAGGAGUUGUUGACGUUAAAAAACCCCAAUUACCAAGAGACCUUGGCCAAAUUUCCACAUUUGAGUGAUGUCCAGAUGCAUGACAACGACAAAAAACCGGAACUUCCAGUGCACCUAAUCCUGGGUGCAAGCGAAUAUGCCCGAAUUAAGACCGAGACCAAACCGAAGAUUGGACGUCCCAAUGAGCCGGUAGCCGAGCUUACGAAAUUUGGAUGGACAAUCCUUACCCCCGGCAAAGAAAUCAACCUGACCCCAAUGCUAAUGACGCAAACUGCUUGCCCGGACUACGAGCAGUUGUGUAGACUGGACGUACUUGGACUAGAGGACUCUGCAACGGGCGACCAGAGCAUGGUGUACGAAGAGUUCAAGGAACAACUGGCAAGAAAUCCGGAGGGGUGGUACGAGACUGGCCUCCCUUGGAAGGGAAAUCAUCCCUCACUACCAAACAAUAAGGCGGGCAGUUUGAGUCGACUUGACAACCUAAUACGAAAACUGGAGAAGCAAGAUUCGUUAGAGCAAUAUGAUAAGAUAAUACAAGAUCAGCUCGAGCAAGGAAUUGUAGAACGUGUGGAUAACGACGCGAAAGGCAAGGAAUUUUACAUUCCUCACAAACCUGUCAUCCGAGAAUCAGCCGAAACGACGAAGAUGCGCGUGGUUUACGACGCUUCAGCACGUGCUAACCCGAAAGUACCAUCACUUAAUGAUUGCCUGGAGACCGGACCUCCCUUGCAAAACCUCCUGUGGAAUGUGCUGGUUCGAAACAGAUUUCAUCCAAUCGCAGUGACGGGAGAUCUGAAACAAGCAUUUUUGCAAGUGCGAAUUCGGGAAAACGAUCGUGACGUCUUGCGUUUCCAUUGGCUGAAAGACCUACAAACCAAGGAGAAAGAAGUCCUGAGAUUUACUCGAGCUCUCUUUGGGUUGGCACCUUCCCCAUUCCUGCUUGCUGGCGUGAUCAAGGAACAUUUGCGAGGCCUCAAACCAAAGUAUCCUGACCUAGUGGAAGAGAUGGAGAGAAGUUUGUACGUAGACGACCUCAUCGGCGGAGCAGAUAGCAAACCCAAGGCUCUCGAGUUAAAGCAAGCAGCAAAAGAAGUAUUCGGUGAAGCUGGGUUUCAAUUGCAUAAAUGGCACUCAAACGCCAAGGAAGUCGAGUAUGAAGACACAACAGCGAACGACGACAAUCAGACGUAUGCCAAGCAACAACUUGGAGUAAAACAGGGGGAGACGAAGCUACUUGGUCUUGCUUGGGAUAAAGAUCAAGAUAACAUUCAAGUGAACAUCCCCAACGAUACCGCGAAUUGUACCAAGAGAGGGAUUCUAGGGAAGAUGGCGAGAAUAUACGACCCACUUGGCCUAAUAUCUCCAUUAACCCUAACGGGAAAAACGCUUUACAGGGACGCUUGUGAUCUUCGAAUUGCCUGGGAUGCACCCCUACCGAGUACACUACAGCAAAGAUGGUGGAAGUACGAACAAGUCCUACCAAGCCAAGUCACCGUACCGAGAAGCCUUGCUAAAUCAGAGGAGCCAAUCGAAUCUAUCGAGUUGCAUGCUUUCGGCGAUGCGAGUGGGAUAGGAGUCUCUGCAGCCGUGUACGCGAUCGUACGACAACCGUCCAGUGUCAGCAGUGGUCUCGUCACAGCAAAGUCGCGGCUGGCCAAGAAAGGCUUAACGAUACCGAGACUCGAGCUAGUAUCGGGGCACAUGGCAACUAACCUGGUUCACAAUGUGAAACAGUCCUUAGAAGGAUUUCCAGUCCAGCGAGUUCUGGGAUGGCUAGACAGCACUGUAGCCCUACACUGGAUCCGUGGGAAUGGCGAAUUCAAACAGUUCGUGGGGAACCGUGUCAGAAAAAUCCAGGAGAGGAGCUACAUCGAAUGGCGGCACGUGACGUCAGCGGAUAAUCCUGCCGAUCUUGGCAGCCGAGGUGGUAACGUAAAGCAAUCUGGAAGUCUUUGGUGGAAAGGCCCCGGCUGGUUGCUCGAUCAAGAGAAAUGGCCCCCCAACAUCACUACCCGGGAUACCAGUGAGACACAAGCCGAAACAAAAGCGGUGAAAGAGAUAUUCGCGGUGGCAGUUCCACUGGAAGACGAUUUGGAUGAACUCCUGAAGAAGCACGACUACUGGAAAACGCUCCGAAUAACAGCGAGAAUGAGCCGUUUCGUGAACAAUAUGAAGAACGGUCGCGAUAACAAGAUAGUUGGACCCUUAACAACCGAGGAGAUGAGUCGACAAAUGGAAUUUUGGGAAAAAAGAGUCCAACAACGAAACGAGGAGACGGAAGCCUUUAAGGAAGACCAACAACGGCUGAACUUGAAGAAAAACGCGAAAGGCCUCUACGAGUGCCAAGGCAGAGUACAAGGACAUUAUCCCGUGUAUUUACCUGGUAACGAACUACUCACCGAAAAGAUGAUAAUGCAUGCCCACAAGCUCAGCUGCCAUGGGGGAGUUGGAAUGACUAUGGCUAAGCACAGAGAGAAGUAUUGGACCCCGCGUCUUAGGAGCAUUGCUAAACGGGUGACAAAGAAAUGCAAUACAUGUAAACGAUUCAGAGCAGUCGCAGUAGCAACCCCACCAACCGGAAACCUUCCCCGAGAUAGAACAGAAGGUGAUGCAGCGUUCCAAGUUGUCGGAGUAGACUACGCGGGACCCAUCAGAUAUCUAACCAAAAAGAAACGCGAAGCAAAAUCUUACAUAGUACUAUACGCGUGCAGUCUAACCCGAGCAGUUCACGUCGAACUACUGCCGAAUCAAGAAACUAACGAGUUCCUACAAAGCUUGAAACGCCUUAUCGCCAGACGAGGACGGCCGCAGAAGAUCUACUCUGACAAUGGCAAGACGUUUGUGGCAGCAGCAAACUGGCUCAAACAUGUCAUGAGAGAUGAACGACUACACAACUGGCUCGCGAAAUACGAGAUAAAAUGGCAAUUCAACACGAGUCGAGCACCAUGGUGGGGUGGUCAGUUUGAAAGAAUUGUUGGUCUAGUAAAGCGCGCACUUUACAAAGCUGGCGGGGGCACCUUACUUGCCUGGGAUGCGUUGCAAGAUCUUUUGCUUGAUGUCGAAGUGGCGUUAAACAACAGACCCCUCAGCUACGUCGAAGACGAUCUACAAAUGCCAAUACUGACACCAAAUUCCCUGAUGUUCCAUCGACCGAAUCUACUACCGACACAAGAUUAUCGAGAUAUAGAAGAGGUGGAUUUGAGAAAGACCGCAAAGCGCAUCGAAAAAUGCAAAGACAUGAUGUGGAGAAGAUGGACGAACGAGUACGUGAGAGGGUUGCGAGAAAGACAUAAUCUCAAACACAACAACAAGAGAUUCUCGUUGAAAGUAGGUGACGUGGUGAUAAUCAGAGCCGACGAACGCAACCGGAACAAGUGGAAAUUAGGUAUCGUGGAGGACCUGAUUGCCGGUCGUGACGGAGUUGUUCGUGUAGCGAAGCUGCGAGCGGGUAAAAGCCACCUAGAACGUGCCAUACAACACCUGUACCCGCUAGAACUCUCGUGCGACAUAACGAAGCCAGAAAAGGAAGACGAUCGAGAUAUGGAUCCUCGUCUGGAUCCAUCUGUUGGAGAAUUUAGACCGAAACGAGACGCCGCAGCAGCCGCAGCGAUACGAAUACGUGAAAAUGCCGGAGAUGAAGAGUGA
Molecule: messenger RNA, 5274 nt
Organism: Dendronephthya gigantea
Lineage: Eukaryota; Metazoa; Cnidaria; Anthozoa; Malacalcyonacea; Nephtheidae
Exons: 1
Coding region: 1-5274 (1757 amino acids)
Biological process (GO): DNA integration
Molecular function (GO): nucleic acid binding; zinc ion binding
Source: RefSeq, a predicted model, not a curated record